GCCAAAGUUCACAGGAAGCUGGGGGGCUGCCAUUUUUCCCCUGCUGCUGCUGCUAACGGUAAACUGUAGAUGCUAAAGCGACGGGAGGGGCGACUGGUUCGGGCUGUUCUCGCUAGCUGGCCUCGGUCUAUCGGGGGCCGUUAAAGCGCCAUCACUCGUUUCCUCCGACGGUCCAACGCCAACGAGCAAAGUGUUUGUUUGAUGAAUUCGGUAUGGAGAAGGUAGCGGAGCCGUCUUGGACCUCUUCGUACACCUACCAGGUGAGCAAGCACAGCGCCGAGAUGCUACACAACCUUAACAUUCAGAGAAAAGAUGGAGGCAGGUUCUGCGACGUGAUCCUGCGCGUUGGCGAGGAGAGCUUCCCCGCUCACAAAGCGGUGCUGGCCGCCUGCAGCGAGUACUUCGAGUCGGUGUUCGGCCGUCAGACGGAGGGAGAGGGCGACGCCAAGGAGCUGGAGAUGCACACGAUCAGCCCGAAAGUUUUCAAAGACAUCCUGGACUUCGCUUAUACCUCCAGGAUCGUGGUUCGGUUGGAGUGCUUCCCGGAGUUGAUGACGGCUGCCAAGUUUCUGCUGAUGCGCUCCGUCAUCGAGAUAUGUCAGGAGGUCAUCAAGCAGUCCAACGUGCAGAUCUUAGUCCCGACGGCUCGAGGAGGAGAAGCUAGUCUCUUCCAGGACAUGGGGGCCACCGAGCUGGGUUUCCCCGUAGCUCAGCAAGAUCUUGUGAACGGAGCGGGUCUGCUGAUCAACGGCCAGGGCUUUGUGAGCAGCACGCAGAUGCGGAUGGAUGAGAGCGAAGAGGCGCCGCCGGCCGCGCUGCUGGAGAACGGCGGGGAUCCGAUGUUGGAGCCGGUUGUUGAAGGACUUUCCGUGUGUCCGUCGGCGGAAAUCGCGGGGAGCAUGUUUCAUCACGAAGCUGGCUCCCCUGGAUCAAAACGGGGAAGGGGGAGACCGAAGAAAGAGGCUGUCCAUUUUAAUCACAUCAACCAGAAGGACAACGGGCAGCUCUUCCCCUGCGGGGCCUGCGGCAAAGCUUUCACAGAAGCUUCUCGUUUAAAGAACCACGAAGCGCAACAUGGAGCCUCCACUGGGGGCGUCCACAGCCUCGGAGGCGGUCUGUCUCUGCUGUCGCAACCCGGGCUGCUGGAAAACGGGAUGCAGUUACCCGGAGGGCUGGCGCUGGACAGCCACCGCAAGCGGGAGCGGACCAGGCGGCAUGUGGGCUGCGACAUCUGCGGGAAAGUGUUCCGGGACGUGUAUCACCUGAACCGACACAAGCUGUCCCACUCCGGGGAGAAGCCCUAUGCGUGUCCUGUGUGCGGGUUGAGGUUCAAGCGCAAGGACCGGAUGUCGUACCAUGUUCGGUCCCACGAUGGCUCGGUUGGCAAACCGUAUGUGUGCCAAAGCUGUGGGAAAGGUUUCUCUAGACCGGACCACCUGAACGGACACAUUAAACAAGUGCACACCACAGAGAGACCUCACAAGUGCCAGAUAUGUAACGCAUCCUUCGCGACGAGAGAUCGCCUUCGGUCACACCUCGCCUGCCACGAGGACAAAAUUCCCUGCAAAGUCUGCGGCAAGUUUCUGCGAGCCGCCUACAUGACGGACCACCUGAAGAAGCACAGCGAAGGAACUCACAACUACUGUGGCAUUUGCAAUAAAGGUUUCUCCACUGCGUCCUACCUUAAGGUGCAUAUAAAGACACACCAUGGCUCCUCACUGCCAACUUCUGCCCCAUUGCACGCCUUCCCUGACCCAAGGGGGGAACUGCAGAUGCACAACGGCACCCCUGACCAAAUGGGACGCCAGUGCUCAGUGGAAGACGGACAAGAAAACGUGACUAAGUGUGCCCACCUGGAGUCGGAGGAGUCUGAUACUUCGUUAAGGGAAUUGUCCAACGUCGAAGAGCUUAAGUCUCCCUCUAAAUCUGAUGGACCAGAGCUUGAAGGACCUUCCUUAGCCUGCAACGGGGCCCCUGCUGGGGUCCUUGGCUCUCCAGAUGCUUCUAAAGCCAACGCCGACCCUGAAAAGAAGUUUAUCUGUGGAAUCUGCAGCCAGGCAUUCCGUACCAAGUCCUACCUCAACAAGCACCAGCACCGAGUUCACAAAGCCCAGAGGACCCUCGGGGUCUUAGGGCCUAGUUUAAGUGAGAUGGCACCCUCUCUGACUUCUCCCUUCUCUCCUCAACAAAACAUGUCCCUCCUCGAGUCAUUCGGCUUCCAGAUCGUCCAGUCGGCUUUCGCCUCUUCUCUCGUGGACGCAGAAGCAGGUCAGAGUGGAAUCGACUUUGGAGGGAAGUAACACCUUCCCAGAGGCCUUUGCAAGCAGUCGUUUGGCCUCUUCACGUUUAGGACGAAGCCAGGUUGCCCACAGAAAAAAACUGUGUUUGGGAACCAUUUUGCCUCAAGACUACUCUCUCUGUUUGUCUCUUUGCUUUAUGUUCAACCAACAGUUUUCUGUCAGAAACUGACACUGAAGUCCUACUUUUCUACGUUUUCGGACAGAGAUGUGUUUGCUGUUUAAAAGCUUGUGUUAAAAAAAAAAAAGACCAAAAAAAAAGGUUUUGCUUUUCACUGUUGGUCUGUGAAAGUUAUGUUACAUUUCUUUUUUUCUGAGCUUUCUCAGCUGCACAAAGUUCUUCUUGUGAGAUGACUUAUUUACUUUAUUGUUAAUAGUUGUUAACUUCCUCACUUUAACUGCUCCAGCGAGCUUAACAAUGGAUCUUCAGUCAUCCCAGCCAUCACAGAUAUCUUUACCUCAGAGCAAAAGCAGGGCUUACAUCUAGAUUUAUCGCAAUUCAGAGUUUUGUUUUUUUGUUUUGGAAGGAAUUUAAUAGAAUUUCAGUUCUUUUUUAAUUAGCUACAUGGUGAAGAUAAAACAUAGCAAACAGGCUGAGAGCCUGAGGGAUCAGUGUUACUUGUUCACCAACACCCCUGGUAAAGAUGGAAAGCUAACCUUAAAAUAAAUUCAUCUUUAUUACAGUAGCACCAGGGAAAAAAAAGGAAAUAAAAUCAAACUAAAACUUAAUUUUGAGAAGUAAAUUAAAAUUCCUUGUGUUGCUGUUCAUUACAUUCAACCUUUUUUCUAGGGAGUAUUUGUACAAAUUUCCCAUUGCUGAUUUGAUUAUGUUCCCCAUAAAGCACUCCAAGUAUAGUCCUCCUUCUAGCACCCUGGAUAGAUUAAAAGCUGAACCAUCGUAACAAUGAAAAUAAAAUGGUAAAAUAAAAACGGCUAUUUUUUAAAUCCCGACCUCGAUUACAGCGUCUCUGUAUCAGACUAUUACAGUUAAACCCUUCAAGUCAUGGUUCAGAUCUCUCUGGAUAAAACCCAACUAAAAUCAAUUCCAGCGUAGAGUAUAGCCUCCUAAUGUUUCUGUCCUUAUCUAAAAGUGUGUCGCAAUUUUUUUCUUUUUUUCUAUCCUAUUAAUUCAGGAGUAGUAGCUUCUUCCAACUUCAACUUUGUGAGGAAUAAUGCUCUGGUUUGGAUACGUUAUAGUAGUUAUUUCUUUCAUUACAGCAGCUGUGGAGCCACAGCUAAUGUUCUCCUCAGUUCAACCCACAGGGUUACCUAUAGGGUUUAGGCUAGUUAUGUGUCUAAUGCACCGUUUCUGUUAUCAUUUUUGAUAAUGGUAUUUCAGAAUUUUCAUGUCAGAGUCUUUAGGCCCCUUUAGAAGAGAAACAGACCCACAGUAUCACAGACCUUCCACCAUACAUAACUGGGAAUUAUUUACUUUUCCAAAUUCUCAUCCUUUGUUUUAUACCCGACUUUACCUAGUGUUUGGUACUUAAAGCUUCUAGUUAAAAUAAAAUAAGGUAUUUGACCAAAGCACUAAGUUCAGGCUAAAAUAACUUUCAGAGUUUGACAAAACUGCACACUUAAACAUUCCCACUCCAGCAAUUUAAGUCACAGUUGGGAUUAUUGUAAAAAAUUGAGUUUACUCUGAUGGUAAAUGUAGGAAAUUCUUGAUUACAUAUCUAAUUUUGUUGGCAGUUACAGUACACCUGCAUCUACGUAUUUAAUUCCAGUUUUAAAAAGCUGCUAAUAGAAUUAGGCCUCUGCCUCUUAUUCAUACCUCAGUAAAACAUCAAAUCUACUGUACAACUUAAAGUAUAUUUAUAUUACAUAAAUUAUAAGAGAAAUGCUUCAGUUGCACUGAUUAUACAUCAGCCCAGUAAAACUAUCAUGAGGGAUGUUUUAGAACAGAUUUUUUAAAUCACCACUGAAUAAAUGUACUCAUUUAAAGGGCUUAAUCUUUUCCAAAACAGAUUAUGCUGCUGUGAUACAAAUGAAUUUAUUGUAAGUCUCUUCACUCAUCAGUACUGGGGUGUGAGUAACGGUUUAGGAUGUUUUUAUGUUUAAAAAAAAAAUCAGAUCUCUCUGUAUCAGUCAGGCACUUUGAUAUUAAAAACCCUCAGAUAGUUAAGCACUUUUCAAAGUGCCUCAGUUUACUGUAGGUUUGGUAUUAUUUGGUCAAUUAUUAGUUUUAAAAGGAAAAAAAAUAGGAAGGAAAGCGAUUGGUCGGAAUUUCUUGUAGUGCAUUUAAUUUAAAUCAGGACUGAUAUGGCUAGAGUUCGAUAAAAAGACAAUUAUCUGAUGUUUAUUUCAACCCUUUCUCCUACAUCCCCACAAAUCAGUCCCUGAUUGCUUUUCAUAGGAGGUCUUAGGUUCACAGAGACGCAACCCAAACGGGAUAAGAAGACAGAAAGGAGGGGAUCAUUUAUUUAUGAGCUUCUAGAAUGCAUGAAACGGGGAAUCAAGAUCAGGUAUAUUUUCAGGAUAUAUUUUAAAAGAUUAUAUUUUAAUUAUUUAUUCAGACCCUGACUUUUGUGUGGCUUUAAUUUUCUGUCAAAGAAAAUCUUGUUCUUUUUUGUUUUGUUUUACUAAUUUAUGGUUAACGGAGAUGUGAAAAUGUGUGUUGUGCAGGAUGCUUUGCAGAGGGGGGGAUUCACAGCUGGUUUAAACCUUCAUCACCUGGACUUCUCUUCCUCCUCAUCCUUUGCUUGGAGCCAUUUCUGCUGCUCUCAUUGCAUUAAAGGCUGCUUGCUUUGGUUCGACGUUACAAUGUGCAGUCUUAACAGUUGUGUAGCAAAGACAAACAUAAGCUGUUUAUUGACAAAUAAUCUAGUGGGAUUUUUUAUUUAUUUUUUUUUCACUUCAGUUUCUUUAUUUCUGUAAGCUAAAUUCUACUUUGCAGAUAUUUAACCAUCCUUAAUUGGUGUUCUCAGAUUAGCCCAAAAGCGGAAUUAUGCAAAAAAAAAAAAAAAAAAUUUUAGGAGUCCUUGUUCGGAUCAUGUCGUACCUAUUGUAAGUUAACGGCUGAGAUCAUGUCCAAACAUUUUAUUUUGAGCCCACCAUUUGGUUUGCUUUACAAUCAAAAGCUCAGCAGGAAUAAAAGCCACUAAAUGUUUCUGUUUUAUGCUA
Cyprinodon tularosa is the source of this 5420-nucleotide messenger RNA. It is a transcript of the gene patz1, whose product is annotated as POZ/BTB and AT hook containing zinc finger 1. The record is from RefSeq and is a predicted model, not a curated record. Gene Ontology annotation, molecular function: protein binding. Lineage: Eukaryota; Metazoa; Chordata; Actinopteri; Cyprinodontiformes; Cyprinodontidae. Bases 213 to 2300 code for a protein of 695 amino acids. Gene Ontology annotation, biological process: regulation of immune system process; regulation of cytokine production; negative regulation of transcription by RNA polymerase II. The transcript is spliced from 5 exons.